UAGACAAUAGUCCCUCGGUGCACACCAAGAAAUCUGUUCAGGUCACCGCCAUCUAUCUAGAGCCUGCUCUGCUCAACUUACCACCAUGAGGUCUCUGCAGGCUGUGGUCGUGGCUGUCCUCCUCAUCGUCGUCGCCGCAACGCUCCCGGCAAGGACGGGCGCCGUCUGGGAGCCGAUACAGGCCGGUGACCUGAACAGCCUGCUGGUCCAGCAGGUGGCCCGGUUCGCCGUGCUCUUGCACGACCUCUCGCGCCACGCGAACCUGGUGCUGGUCAAGGUAGAUCGCGGAGCUAUCGAGCGGUCGGGCGCCGGCGGCGUCGGCACCACCUACCGGCUUGAGCUGACCGCGGAGACAUCGCCUGGCAGGAGCCGGUGGCAGUACCGGUGCGAGGUGCGGGGAGUGCCGGGGUCAAUCUCAUACACGUGGAAGCUCCUCAGCUUCAAGGCGAUCUAGAUAUAUUGGUCAUAUGAUGAUGUCCUGUGUGUUGCUAUGUUUCAUGCACGACGAUGUACCUGUCCAUGUGUGGCAUACUACCUUCUAGCUUGCUCCUCCAAGCCCCGAAUAAGAUGUCUAGUUCGAAUUGACGGUA
This is a messenger RNA of Lolium perenne, 590 nucleotides long. RefSeq lists its product as uncharacterized. The record is from RefSeq and is a predicted model, not a curated record. Lineage: Eukaryota; Viridiplantae; Streptophyta; Magnoliopsida; Poales; Poaceae. Gene Ontology annotation, molecular function: cysteine-type endopeptidase inhibitor activity.